Messenger RNA from Saccharomyces kudriavzevii IFO 1802, 3357 nucleotides. RefSeq names its product bifunctional endoribonuclease/protein kinase IRE1 (gene IRE1). NCBI's taxonomy places the organism in Eukaryota, Fungi, Ascomycota, Saccharomycetes, Saccharomycetales, Saccharomycetaceae. Gene Ontology annotation, molecular function: ATP binding; RNA endonuclease activity; protein serine/threonine kinase activity. The transcript has a single exon. The record is from RefSeq and is a predicted model, not a curated record. The coding region runs from base 1 to 3357 and encodes 1118 amino acids. Gene Ontology annotation, cellular component: IRE1-TRAF2-ASK1 complex. Gene Ontology annotation, biological process: mRNA processing; IRE1-mediated unfolded protein response; protein phosphorylation.
AUGCGUGUUCCUCUGAGAAAUAUGUUAGUAUCGGCGCUGCUCGUUUGGGCGCUUUCAUCUCUAGUUUUAUGCUUAGAUCCGUUUUUAUCCCAAACUCUGAGAGAACAGAUCCUGAAUGAUGAAAUUGCAUUCACCAAGAAGCCCAAUCUAAUCUACGGCUUGGAAAAGAGUAUACCUUCUCAUAUUACUCCCUCUAGAACCACUGAGCAUUUUCCAAAAGAAAAACGCAGUUCAAAUCCAACACCUAAUUCAUCAGACGCUGCCAAUAAUCCGCGUACUAAUAAAAAAACCCAUAAUGCUGCUAAUUCGAUAAGUAUGCCCUAUUUGGAGAACCGUUCCCUGAAUGAGUUAAGCUUAUUAGACAUAUUAAUCGCGGCUGACGUUGAAGGUGGACUUCAUGCUGUUGACAGAAGAAACGGUCAUAUAAUAUGGUCCAUCAGUCCUGAAAAAUUUCAGCCGCUCAUAGAAAUCCAGGAACCUUCAAGAUUAGAAACGUAUGAAACUCUGAUUAUCGAGCCCUGUGGUGAUGGAAACAUUUAUUACUUUAACGCCCACCAAGGAUUGCAAAAACUUCCUUUAUCCAUACGUCAACUGGUUUCAACUUCUCCACUACACUUAAAAACGAACAUUGUGGUUAAUGACUCGGGGAAAAUGGUUGAGGAUGAAAAAGUGUACACUGGAUCGAUGAGAACUAUAAUGUAUACCAUAAAUGUUUUGAAUGGCGAAAUUAUAUCUGCUUUUGGUCCCGGUUCGAGAAACGGAUACUUUGGAAGCCAAAGUAUAGAUUGCUCACCUGAGGAGAAAAUAAAACUUCAAGAGUGUGAAAAUAUGAUUGUAAUUGGUAAAACUAUUUUUGAAUUGGGAAUUCACUCUUAUGAUGGUGCAAGCUACAACGUUACCUAUUCUACAUGGCAACAAAACGUUCUGGAUGUUCCCCUAGCGCUUCAGAAUACAUUCUCUAAAGACGGCAUGUGUAUAGCGCCCUUCCGUGAUAAAUCACUGUUAGCAAGCGAUUCAGAUUUCAGAAUUGCUAGAUGGGUUUCCCCGACAUUCCCCGGAAUUAUUGUAGGCCUUUUUGAUGUGUUUAAUGACCUUCGCUCUAAUGAAAAUAUACUGGUACCCCAUCCCUUCAAUCCUGUUGAUUUUGAAAGUGUAUCAAGCAACAAGGUUUAUCUGGAUCAAACAUCAAACCUUUCUUGGUUCGCACUAUCUAGUCAGAAUUUCCCCUCAUUAGUUGAAUCAGCCCCUAAAUCGAGAUAUGCUUCCAGUGAUCGUUGGAGAGUAUCUUCAAUCUUUGAGGAUGAAACUUUAUUUAAGAAUGCAAUUAUGGGGGUUCAUCAGAUAUUUGGCAAUGAAUAUGACUACCUGUAUGAAAACUAUGGAAAGCCGAAUACUUUGGACACCACGCCAAAACAUCCGCCUUUAAUGAUAGAUUCAUCCGUUGAUACGACCGACUUGCAUCAGAACAGGGACAUCAAUUCAUUAAACGAAUAUAUGUCAACAGAAGAUCUUGAAGCAUAUAGAGAAAAAGUCCACGAACAAAUAUCGAGAGAGCUAAGGAGAAAAAGUCAAAAUUCUUUGCUAUUGAAAGUUGGAAGCCUAGCUUACCGGAUCAUAGAGACAGGCGUGUUUUUAUUAAUGUUUCUCACUUUUUGUGCUAUUUUGCAGAGAUUCCAAAUUUUGCCGCCAUUAUAUGUAGUGUUAUCAAGAAUAGGGUUCACACCUGAAAGAGAAGUUCCAAUAGUUGAAGAGAAAAUAUUGAAUGGUUCUGUGGAACCAGGAAAUACAGUUAACUCACUUGAUCUAAAAUCGGGAAAACAGGUUCUUUUUAAGGGUGCGUUAAAUGACGGAGGCUUAAAAUCAGAAAACGAUAACGAUGAUGGUGAUGAUGAUGAUGAUGACGAUGAAAAAUCACUAGAUUUAACCUUAGAAAAGAAAAAGAGAAAAAGAGGUUCGAGAGGGGGUAAAAAGGCCAGGAAAUCACGCAUUGCAAAUAUACCAAACUUCGAGCAGUCUUUAAAAAAUUUAGUAGUUUCAGAAAAAAUUUUAGGUUAUGGUUCGUCAGGAACGGUAGUAUUCCAGGGCAGUUUCCAAGGCAGACCCGUUGCGGUGAAAAGAAUGUUAAUUGAUUUUUGUGACAUAGCUUUGAUGGAAAUAAAACUUCUGACAGAAAGCGAUGAUCACCCAAACGUUAUACGAUAUUACUGUUCAGAAACAACGGAUAGAUUUUUGUAUAUUGCUCUAGAACUUUGCAAUUUAAACUUACAAGAUCUCGUUGAAUCUAAGAACGUAUCAGAUGAGAAUUUAAAAUUACAAAAAGAGUACAAUCCAAUUUCAUUAUUGAGGCAAAUAGCGGCCGGAGUCGCUCAUCUACACUCUCUGAAAAUUAUUCACCGAGAUUUAAAACCUCAGAAUAUUCUUGUUUCUGCAUCGAAUAGGUUUACUGCAGACCAGCAAACAGGAGUUGAAAAUCUCAGAAUUUUAAUAUCAGACUUCGGUCUAUGCAAAAAACUAGAUUCUGGUCAAUCAUCUUUUAGAACAAAUUUGAAUAAUCCUUCUGGAACAAGUGGAUGGAGGGCUCCUGAAUUACUCGACGAGUCAAAUAAUUCACAAUACCAAAUUGAAACCGAGCAUUCCUCUAGUAGACACACGGUAAUUUCAUCCGAUUCCUUUUAUGACCCAUUUACCAAAAGGAGGUUGACAAGGUCUAUCGAUAUUUUUUCGAUGGGAUGUGUCUUCUAUUAUAUUCUAUCUAAAGGAAAGCAUCCAUUUGGAGAUAAAUACUCCCGUGAGAGCAAUAUAAUAAGAGGAAUAUUUAGCCUUGAUGAAAUGAAAUGUCUCCAUGAUAGGUCUUUAGUUGCUGAGGCUACAGAUUUGAUCUCACAGAUGAUUAAUCAUGAUCUACUUAAAAGACCGACCGCUAUGAAAGUUUUAAGGCAUCCGCUGUUUUGGCCCAAAUCAAAAAAACUGGAAUUUCUUUUAAAAGUCAGUGAUAGACUUGAAGUUGAAAAUAAGGAUCCUGCGAGUGACCUGCUGCUGAAAUUUGAUGCUGCAUCCAAUUUUGUAAUACCUAAUGGAGAUUGGACCGUUAAGUUUGAUAAAACUUUCAUGGACAACCUUGAAAAGUACAGAAAAUACCAAUCGUCAAAGUUAAUGGAUUUAUUGAGAGCGCUUAGGAACAAGUACCAUCAUUUCAUGGAUUUGCCUGAAGAUAUAGCAGAACUGAUGGGGCCGGUACCCGAUGGAUUUUACGAUUACUUCACCAAGCGCUUCCCAAACCUACUGAUAGGUAUUUAUAUGAUUGUUAAGGAGAACUUGGGUGAUGACCAAAUUUUGCGCGAAUUUUUGUAUUCAUGA